ACUUUUAUCGGUUUACGCGUGAUUUGGUGAAAUAGAAACCACGAAUGGAAAUGCUCACCAUUUUCUCUGCUUCACGCCACCAUAAUUUCUUCACUUAUUCCAUUUCCAGAACUUUGAAUUCCGAUUCACUUCAAGCUUCGAUCUUCCCCCCGAAAUUCCAUCCCCUCCGUCACUCACUCCCCUUCCGCCUUCGUCCCAAUUCCACAACGCGCGGCCCACGUUGUAUCUCAGCCGCCCCCCGUCCACCUUCUCCGCCUGACUCGGACCCCCCAGGGCUAGUGGGAAAGUUAUAUAGAUUUAAGGAUCGUGCACGGAUCUUCUUUUCUGUUCUUUUCUGGUUGUCUUUGUUCUUCUGGUACUCUGCAUGGGAUGGAAGGAAUCCCGGUAAACCUACUAAAGGAUCUCGAUUUAGAAGAUAAUCUAGU
This is a messenger RNA of Hibiscus syriacus, 425 nucleotides long. RefSeq lists its product as uncharacterized. The coding region runs from base 45 to 419 and encodes 124 amino acids. The record is from RefSeq and is a predicted model, not a curated record. The transcript has 2 exons. NCBI's taxonomy places the organism in Eukaryota, Viridiplantae, Streptophyta, Magnoliopsida, Malvales, Malvaceae.